AUGGCCUUUAAACUUAUCAUGGUUGAUCCAAGACCAGCAACCCGAAUUGAGGGCUCCGCGACAUCGCAAAGGCGGUCGCAUAAUAAUAAAUCCGCGAGGGAGAACGCUGAACAGAGUGAUCUUCCUGUCAUGAUACACUGUUUCGACUCUGGUGCGACGGGUAAAGCAAUUUCUCGUAGUAAAACCGCUAUUGGCAAAAGAAAGACGAUGAAAGUUGGUAAAGGACGUGGAUCUAGUGAGAGACAUGAACUUGUUUUUUGUCCGUCUCCCUUUGCUUCUGCAAAACCAGCAACGCCAAUCGAACGUGAUGUACAUUCAGGUCACAUUCGAAAGCCAACAAAGGAGAAAAUAAAUAACGGUGUUCCUCAAAGUAAUCUAACGUUUGUGAGUUCGAUCACGGACGAUUAUCAAUUGGAAUACGCAAACCCCUGGCAAUCGUCCUUUGAAUUUGAUGGAAGAAAGCCACAACGCCCACUUUUUCGCAUAACCAGUCCGAAGCUUCGCAAAAACGUCACGAAGCCCAACAGCCAUAUGACCCCGUCUAACAUAAUAGAUCCCAGCUUUGCAUUUUCUCACAAUUCCUUAAAUGUUCCCAAUGACAAAAGCACCAAACAUCAACAAAUCGAUUUUGAUACCAAUCCUAUCUUCAAGAUACCACUGAACAAUAGGUGA
This is a messenger RNA of Lachancea sp. 'fantastica', 672 nucleotides long. NCBI's taxonomy places the organism in Eukaryota, Fungi, Ascomycota, Saccharomycetes, Saccharomycetales, Saccharomycetaceae. The record is from the annotation of a GenBank genome assembly.